Daucus carota subsp. sativus is the source of this 1570-nucleotide messenger RNA. RefSeq names its product probable protein kinase At2g41970. The transcript has 8 exons. Bases 273 to 1373 code for a protein of 366 amino acids. Gene Ontology annotation, biological process: protein phosphorylation. The record is from RefSeq and is a predicted model, not a curated record. Gene Ontology annotation, molecular function: protein tyrosine kinase activity; ATP binding. NCBI's taxonomy places the organism in Eukaryota, Viridiplantae, Streptophyta, Magnoliopsida, Apiales, Apiaceae.
ACACAGAAAGACAGAAAAAACAAAGAGAGAAAGAGAAAUUCCUGUUGUUUCUCUUCCUCUCUUCCCCCCUUUUUUUCAUUUCUUCAUUUUCAAUCUUUUGGUUGAUUAAUUUUUGCUGGUGAUUCAGGAUAUAAACUGUGUUUCUGGUUGAACUUUUGGAGCUGCAAGAUAGAUAUUUCAAGGUCUGCAGAAGAAAAUCUCUGCAGUUUAUCGUUUUUUGAUAAAGAAAACUUCUGAGGUAUCCCUGUGAGAAGGUGCCCUUGAUCUGAAGCAUGUUCUGCUGCGGCGGUGCAGAAGAAGAGAUCCCUGGUGGUCCACCUGCAAAUAAUAUCGCCGCGCCUCCUAGAGGGGGAAAUACAUUAGGUGCUGGAGGUAGUAAUAGAGGGGAACCAAGGGGUUCUGGAAUCACUAGAACCGGAGGUGAUCAGAAAGUUUUGCCUAUUGAAAUACCAGCUCUGUCAUUGGAUGAGCUGAAUAAGAUAACCGGCAACUUUGGGACAAAAGCUUUAAUUGGAGAAGGUUCCUAUGGACGGGUUUUCUGUGGAAAGCUGAGCAAUGGAACAACUGCUGCAAUUAAGAAGCUUGAUACUAGUUCUGAAGAUUCAGACUCGGACUUUGCAGCCCAGCUGUCAAGGGUGUCCAGACUCAAGAAUGAUCAUUUUACGGAGAUGAUUGGCUAUUGCUUAGAGGCCAACAAUAGGAUACUGGUAUACCAGUAUGCAACAAUGGGAUCCCUACAUGAUAUAUUACAUGGAAGGAAGGGUGUACAAGGGGCAGAACCUGGUCCAGUUCUUAGUUGGAACCAAAGAGUUAAAAUUGCUUAUGGUGCAGCAAGAGGCCUGGAGUUUCUACAUGAAAAGGUUCAGCCUCCAAUUGUUCAUCGUGAUGUCAGAUCCAGCAACGUCCUUCUGUUUGAUGAUUUUGUAGCCAAAAUUGCCGAUUUCAGUUUAACAAAUCAGUCAUCUGAUACAGCUGCUCGGCUGCAUUCAACUAGAGUACUGGGAACAUUCGGCUAUCAUGCUCCAGAGUAUGCAAUGACAGGGCAGAUAACUCACAAAAGUGAUGUUUACAGUUUCGGAGUGGUUCUUCUUGAGCUUUUAACAGGAAGAAAGCCAGUGGAUCACACAAUGCCUAAAGGACAACAGAGUCUUGUUACUUGGGCAACUCCGAGAUUGAGCGAAGACAAAGUAAAGCAAUGCGUGGACCCAAAGCUAGAAAAUGAUUACCCACCAAAGGCCAUUGCUAAGAUGGCAGCAGUGGCAGCACUUUGUGUCCAAUAUGAAGCAGACUUCAGACCAAAUAUGACGAUUGUUGUCAAGGCUUUACAACCUCUUCUGAAUUCAAAGCCAGCAGGUCCAGAAUCUCAAGCAUAAAAGUGUAUACUACCAAUAUUUGUCUCAUUUACACAAGUUUCUAACCCGAAACUCACUACGAACUACAUUUGUAACAAAGUCUUGAGUAGUUACACUACUGCAUCCCAGAAUACUUCAUUCUGUUGCAACAACAUUUUUGCAUUAGCUCGGAGAACUUUUGAAAACACUUAAUAUACUGAACUCCUGUUUUUCACAUU